AGCACGGCGAGGACCGCGGGGCACAGCUGGGGACGGCUGCCCCUCUUUCCCGCAGUGCUGACCCCGCAGUCGUCCUCCACUGGGGCUCGGGCCGCCCUGGCCGGGGAUGGCGGCGGCGGCCGAGCCCGGGGCCCGCGCCUGGCUUGGCGGCGGCUCCCCGCGCCAGGGCAGCCCGACCUCCAGCCCGGAGCUGGGCGCCGGAAGCCGCUCGCGGUCGGGGCCGGGGUCCGGGCCGGGGUCGGGGCCGGGGUCCGGGCCAGGGUCGGGGCCGGAGCGGGCGGGCGCUAGGCCCCUGGGCCCCGCCGCGCCGGGUCACAGCUUCAGGAAGGUGACGCUCACCAAGCCCACCUUCUGCCACCUCUGCUCCGAUUUCAUCUGGGGGCUGGCCGGCAUCCUGUGUGACGUCUGCAACUUCAUGUCCCACGAGAAGUGCCUGAAGCACGUGAAGACCCCGUGCGCGAGCGUGGCACCCAGCCUGGUCCGCGUCCCCGUGGCCCACUGCUUCGGCCCCCGGGGGCUCUACAAGCGCAGGUUCUGCGCCGUGUGCCGAAAGAGCCUGGAGGCGCCCGGGGUUCGCUGCGAAGUGUGUGAGCUGCACGUUCACCCCGACUGUGUGCCCUUCGCCUGCAGCGACUGCCGCCAGUGCCACCAGGACGGGCACCGGGACCACGACACGCACCUCCACCACUGGCGCGAGGGAAAUCUGCCCUCGGGCGCGCGCUGCGACGUCUGCCGAAAGACUUGCUGCUCGUCCGACGUGCUGGCCGGCGUGCGCUGCGAGUGGUGCGGCGUCCAGGCCCACUCGGUCUGCUCCGCGGCUCUCGCCCCCGAGUGCACUUUCGGGCGCCUGCGCACCAUGGUCCUGCCGCCGGCGUGCGUGCGCCUGCUGUCCCGCAACUUCAGCAAGAUGCACUGCUUUCGCAUUUCCGAGAGCCCGGCCCCUGAGCCCGGGGAGGGAGAAGACAGCGCGGACGGAAGCUCCCCCGCCGGCCCAGGGAGAGAGGUGAUGACGCUAGAGUCCAGCAAGCAGACUCUGAAGAUCUUUGACGGCAACGACGCAGUGCAGCGAAACCACUUUCGUGCCAUCACCGUCCCCCGCCUGGCCAAGAGUCAGGAGGUGCUGGAGGUGGCGCUGCGGGCCUACUACAUCACGGAGGACCCUCAGGGCUUCCAGCUGCAGGCGCUCCCUGCACCUGCUCUGGCUGGCAACACCGGGGCCUCAGGAAAGGCCUGGAGCGGUGGGACCACCGAGGAGGAGGGCAGUAGAGGCCCAGGGGCCCGAGACGCUCCCAGCAUCACUCGUGUUCCCGAGGCCUGGAUCAUUCGCGCUCUGCCCCGCACCCAGGAGGUCCUGAAGAUCUACCCUGCCUGGCUCAAGGUGGGUGUGGCCUACGUGUCCCUGCGUGUGACCCCGCAGAGCACUGCCCGGACUGUGGUGCUGGAGGUCCUCCCACUGCUCGGACGCCAGGCCGAGGGGUUGAAGAGCUUCCAGCUGGUGGAGGUACUCAUGGGCAGCAGGCAAGUCCAGCGCACGGUGCUGGCGGACGAGGAGCCUUUGCUCGACCGGCUUCGUGAGAUCCGGCAGACGUCCCUGCGGCAGAUGAGCCAGACGCGGUUCUAUGUGGCUGAGAGCAGAGUGGUGGCCCCGCGCGUCUCUCUGUUCGUGGGUGGCCUGCCCCCUGGCCGGUCCCCCCAGGAGUAUAGCAGUCUGCUGGACGAGGCUGUGGCCAGCAAAGCUGGCCUGGUGUCCGUGAGCCACGUCUACUCCGCACAAGGUGCCGUGGUGCUGGACGUGGCCUGCUUUGCGGAGGCCGAGCGGCUGUACAUGCUGGUCAGGGACACGGCUGUGCACGGCCGGCCGCUGACCGCUCUGGUGCUCCCGGACGUGCUGCACCUGAAGCUGCCCCCACACUGCCGCCCCCUGCUGGUGUUUGUGAACCCCAGAAGCGGAGGCCUCAAGGGCCGCGACCUGCUCUGCAGUUUCCGGAAGCUGCUCAACCCCCACCAGGUCUUUGAGCUGACCAACGGGGGGCCGCUGCCCGGGUUCCACGUGUUCUCCCAGGUGCCCUGCUUCCGGGUGCUGGUGUGUGGCGGGGACGGCACCGUGGGCUGGGUGCUUGAUGCCCUGGAGGAGAUGCGGCACCGCCUGGCUUGCCCAGAGCCUGCCGUGGCCAUCCUGCCCCUGGGCACAGGGAAUGACCUUGGCCGGGUCCUCCGCUGGGGGGCGGGCUACAGUGGAGAGGACCCGUUCUCCGUGCUGGUGUCGGUGGACGAGGCGGACGCCGUGCUCGUGGACCGCUGGACCAUCCUGCUGGACGCUCAUGAGGCCGGCAGUGGGGAGAACAGCGUGGCAGACGCGGAGCCCCCCAAGAUCGUGCACAUGAGUAACUACUGUGGGAUUGGCAUCGACGCAGAGCUAAGCCUGGACUUCCACCAGGCACGAGAGGAAGAGCCCGGCAAGUUCACGAGCAGGUUCCACAACAAGGGCGUGUACGUGCGGGCUGGGCUGCAGAAGAUGAACCGCUCCCGCGGCCUGCACAGGGCCCUGCGGCUGCAGGCGGGGCGGCAGGAGGUGCAGCUGCCCAGCAUCGAGGGGCUCAUCUUCAUCAACAUCCCCAGCUGGGGCUCGGGGGCCGACCUGUGGGGCUCCGAGAGUGACUCGAGAUUCGAGAAGCCACGCAUGGACGACGGGCUGCUGGAGGUGGUGGGGGUGACGGGCGUCGUGCACAUGGGUCAGGUCCAGGGUGGGCUGCGCUCCGGCAUCCGCAUCGCCCAGGGGUCCUACUUCCGUGUCACCCUCCUCAAGGCCGCACCUGUGCAGGUGGACGGUGAGCCCUGGGUCCAGGCUCCCGGGCACAUGAUCAUCUCGGCCGCAGGCCCGAAGGUCCACAUGCUCAGGAAGGCCAAGCAGAAGCCCAGGAAGGCGGGGACCCCCAAGGAUGUGCGAGCAGAUGGGGCGCCUGCCCCUGAGGGGGACUCCAAGUAGAGGCGGCUCCUGGAGCAGCGCUCGCUGGUGGAUGUGCUCGCCCACAGCCCUGCCCUUGGGUGUUUCCCUCUUGUCCCGUCCCCGUGCCACACACAAGUGCUGGGUGGCCUUCGUCCCAGUGAUGGGUGGGCACGGGGCUCUCUGGGGCCCGGGCCACUGUCCUGGAGGGCACACACUCCUCCCCAGGUCCCUCUGCCACCUCUGACCCCUUCAGCCAGGCAGUGCUGCGCCUCACCUCAUGCCCCUUGGGCUGGCCCCCUGGAGGCUCCUACAGGGCAACUGGCUCUCUGGACCCUGGGGUUGCCCAGCACAGACACGGGACACCCUGGCCACUAGCUCUUUGGCCUCACCUCUCCACCGAGGGCUGUCCUGGGGGACGUGCCUCUCCAGGCCCGGGUGGUGUCUGGCCGGCCCAGUCGGAAGCUGGCUGGUGGCCCCGGAGUGACAGGGCUGGGAUGGGAGGGCCCCGAGGAGGCCAGGUGGUGCCCAGGAGGUAGCAGGAGCCUGGCUGGGGGCCCAGAGGAAGUGCGGAGAGCGUGCGGAAGAGCGGGGGCGGCUUCAAUCAGCAAGGCCGACGCGGCACAUGACCAUCGCGGCGCUCGGCCUCCCAUUUGCCGACAGUCAGCACACGGGUGCCGUGCCCGCUGCUGGGCAGACGGGACUCGUAUGAUCUCCGUGCGUCUCCACGCGGAGACCUGGCGAAACAGGAUGCAAACGUGGCUGUCUGGCGGGCCACUCGCAGAGCCCCUACCACAGAGCCCCAGAGUUUAGCCGGCCCAGAGUCUCGACCUGGUCCCCAGAAGAGCCCGACCCCAGCUGCCUGGGAGCCCCCAAAGCCCCAGAGAAGGGUCCACGAGCCCCUCUCCUGAUGGCCUGGUCUCUUUGCCUUUGGCGCUGUCUUGCCGCUGGGCCCUCGCACCCUGGGUGGUGGCCUCACCCUGACAUUCGGCCCCAACCUCGGACAUGGCCUGCCCAGCCCCGUACCCGCCAAGCUCGUGCCAAAACUGUCCAGACACGUGCAUCGGAACAGCCGUGGGUGGCGGCCCAUCCUCGCCACGUGCCUCUGGUAGCCGCUGUGUGUCCCCAGGUCUGCGUCCCCGGGGAUGGCAUCAGCUUCUGCUUUGCGGGCCCCGUUGGUCAAUGUGGACCGUCUUGUAAAUUUUGGUUCAGGUGAACGUGUCCUCUGUGCGUGCGUGAGUGACUCUGUGUGCCCGGAGGGGCUGCGUGGGCUCUGCACCGCCCCCCCCCUCAUUUGUAACUUAUCACCUAAAGGUGACCGUAAUUUAUAUGUGGGACAAAUACAGUCUGGGCGUCCUGUC
This is a messenger RNA of Globicephala melas (long-finned pilot whale), 4305 nucleotides long. It is a transcript of the gene DGKQ, whose product is annotated as diacylglycerol kinase theta. Gene Ontology annotation, molecular function: ATP-dependent diacylglycerol kinase activity. The record is from RefSeq and is a predicted model, not a curated record. Lineage: Eukaryota; Metazoa; Chordata; Mammalia; Artiodactyla; Delphinidae.